UUUGAUGGCGCUGUAGCGGCUCUGUGGAAGUGUUUCUGCGCCUCGGUGAGGGAGGAUGUCUGUGUGUCGGAGCGCGCUGUGAGGAUUUAACCUGCUCAGGGGGAUUUCGGCUUCUUUUCCCGUUAGAUUUGCCUUCUUGUCGUGGGGAAAACUGGUCCAAGAUGCCGCGCUCAUUUCUCGUCAAAAAGCAUUUCAACUCCGCCAAGAAGCCGAAUUACAGCGAACUGGACUGUCCAACAGCGUUCGUGUCUCAGCAUCUCCUCAAAAGCCUGGUGAUGCCCGUGAUCCCUCAGCCCGAGGUCCUGAGUCCGGUGAUGUACAGCCCAAUCACCAUGUGGACGGCGAGCAACUCUCCGCCGUCGCCGCUUCCCACCGACCUCUCGCCCGUGUCGGGAUACCCGUCGCCCAAAGACAGCCACGAGAUCCCGAGGAGCGACGAGGACGAGCAUGAACACGAGCACGAGCAGCCGGCCUCCAUCACCACCACCGGCACCGGCGGCUCGGAUGUGGCGGAGAAGUUCCGCUGUGCUCUCUGUCACAAGUCCUACUCGACGUACGCGGGCCUGCUCAAGCACAAGCAGUUGCACUGUGACGCUCAUGCACGCAAGGCCUUCAGCUGCAAGUACUGCGAGAAGGAGUACGUGAGCCUCGGUGCGCUCAAAAUGCACAUACGGACACACACGCUGCCGUGCGUCUGCAAGCUCUGCGGCAAGGCUUUCUCACGCCCGUGGCUGCUACAGGGACACAUCCGCACACACACAGGCGAGAAGCCGUUCUCGUGUUCCCACUGCAGCCGAGCGUUCGCCGACCGAUCCAACCUCAGGGCUCACCUGCAGACGCAUUCAGACGUGAAGAAGUACCAGUGCAAGAACUGCUCCAAAACCUUCUCCAGAAUGUCUCUCCUGCACAAGCACGAGGAGUCGGGAUGCUGCGUCGCCCACUGACCCCCAUCCCAACACCCCUCCCCCUCCAUCUCCACCCUAAAAAACCAAACAGAACUGCUCUGGAAAUUCACAGUGCCUUUUAAAUAUUGCAAUAUUGCUCAAUUUCCACACACAGUAUUCCUAAUUCCAGGGGCGCGUGUGACCGAGUGUUCUAAUUUUUUUUCCUUUUUUUUUUUUAAAAAAUCAUGCGCUCAAUCAUGUGCUUCCUAUUUGUACACAGUAUUCUGACUGUUUUUUUUUUUUUGUUUUUUUGUUUUUCCUCCAUCUUGGCCUAUUUUUUAAUCCUUGUGUACUGUAAGGAAACGUUUACUGCUCCGCUCAGUCACCGCCGGAGGCCCGAGCGAUAACCUCAAGCCGAACGUUAUCCGUUACGGGAUAUUUCACGGUCAGCUGGACGAACAGCAGCCGUACCACCAAAAAAAAGACUCCAGGACCAAAAAAAGCCAUCAUCGUAGAGGGAACAAGUGCAAAGUGUUUAAAAGCGAAGCGGAUGAUCACGCCGUGACAAUCGGACUCGCAGCAGCGCUUUUCUCAGAGCUUUUCUAAUCAAUUAUUUUUUAUACGUAUUUGAAUGUACGUGUGACUGAAAUGAUUGUAUAUUGUUCGUAUGUAUGCAUUUACAUGGAAUGGGUCUUUUUUUGUAUGUCCUGUUUGUGUUUUUUUUUUUUUUUAUACACUUUAUAAAUAAAAAAGCUUCCUGUUA
Messenger RNA from Hemibagrus wyckioides, 1647 nucleotides. RefSeq names its product snail family zinc finger 2 (gene snai2). Gene Ontology annotation, biological process: regulation of DNA-templated transcription. The record is from RefSeq and is a predicted model, not a curated record. NCBI's taxonomy places the organism in Eukaryota, Metazoa, Chordata, Actinopteri, Siluriformes, Bagridae. The coding region runs from base 162 to 944 and encodes 260 amino acids. The transcript has 3 exons. Gene Ontology annotation, molecular function: DNA-binding transcription factor activity, RNA polymerase II-specific; RNA polymerase II cis-regulatory region sequence-specific DNA binding.